Bacidia gigantensis is the source of this 237-nucleotide messenger RNA. RefSeq lists its product as uncharacterized. The transcript has 2 exons. The record is from RefSeq and is a predicted model, not a curated record. Bases 1 to 237 code for a protein of 78 amino acids. NCBI's taxonomy places the organism in Eukaryota, Fungi, Ascomycota, Lecanoromycetes, Lecanorales, Ramalinaceae.
AUGUCCUCCCUCUCCAGACUUGCACGUAACUGGGAUCGCGGGGUCGAGCUAUUCCUGCUCGUUCUACGGGCGGGAGCCGAGCCAUCCUGGGAACCAUGCGAUAACAUCGACGUGCAGCAGCUCCAGGAGAAGAGCUCCAAUAUAGAACUAGCAAGAGAUGCGGGUCAAGCCAUACGGAUUUCUCCCAUUCCAUCGCAUCAGAGAAACGUCAGCCUUCCCGGACAAGUGCGAAAGUGA